Messenger RNA from Mus musculus (house mouse), 3321 nucleotides. RefSeq names its product ASH2 like histone lysine methyltransferase complex subunit (gene Ash2l). Bases 31 to 1920 code for a protein of 629 amino acids. Gene Ontology annotation, cellular component: nucleus; MLL1 complex; Set1C/COMPASS complex. Gene Ontology annotation, biological process: regulation of gene expression. NCBI's taxonomy places the organism in Eukaryota, Metazoa, Chordata, Mammalia, Rodentia, Muridae. The record is from RefSeq and is marked validated. The transcript is spliced from 17 exons.
AUUCUCGCGAGAGCUUGGGAAGGAGCAGCGAUGGCGGCGGCUGGAGCGGGUCCUGGUCCGGGAGUCAGCGCCGGCCCUGGUCCCGGAGCCGCUGCAAGUGCCACAACGGCGGAGGACCGAGAGACAGAGCCGGUGGCCGCGGGGGCUGGCGAGGGGCCGUCAGCCGCCCCGGGAGCGGAGCCCAGCUCCGGAGAGGCCGAAAGUGGGGAUGCAAACUUGGUUGAUGUAAGUGGUCUGGAGACAGAAUCUUCUAAUGGAAAAGAUACUUUGGAAGGUACCGGAGACACUUCAGAAGUGAUGGAUACCCAGGCGGGCUCUGUGGAUGAGGAGAAUGGGCGGCAGUUGGGAGAAGUGGAGUUGCAGUGUGGGAUAUGUACAAAAUGGUUCACCGCUGACACCUUUGGAAUAGACACGUCGUCAUGUCUGCCUUUUAUGACCAACUACAGCUUCCAUUGCAAUGUGUGCCAUCACAGUGGGAAUACCUACUUUCUCCGGAAGCAAGCAAAUUUAAAAGAAAUGUGCCUUAGUGCCUUGGCGAAUUUGACGUGGCAGUCUCGAACACAGGAUGAACAUCCAAAAACCAUGUUCUCCAAAGAUAAGGAUAUUAUACCAUUUAUUGAUAAAUACUGGGAAUGUAUGACAACCAGACAGAGACCUGGAAAAAUGACUUGGCCCAAUAACAUUGUCAAAACAAUGAGUAAGGAAAGAGAUGUGUUCUUGGUAAAGGAACACCCUGACCCAGGAAGCAAAGACCCAGAAGAAGAUUACCCCAAGUUUGGACUUUUGGAUCAGGAUCUUAGUAAUAUUGGUCCUGCUUAUGACAACCAGAAACAAAGCAGUGCUGUGUCUGCUAGUGGGAACCUAAAUGGUGGAGCCACUUUGGGAGGGGGGAUCGCAGCCGGAAGCAGUGGGAAAGGAAGAGGAGCCAAGCGUAAGCAGCAAGAUGGAGGGACAACAGGGACCACCAAGAAGGCCAGAAGUGAUCCUUUAUUUUCUGCUCAGCGUCUCCCUCCUCAUGGCUAUCCUUUGGAACAUCCAUUUAACAAAGAUGGCUAUCGGUAUAUUCUUGCUGAGCCCGAUCCUCAUGCCCCCGACCCGGAGAAGCUUGAACUUGACUGCUGGGCGGGAAAGCCUAUUCCUGGAGACCUUUACAGAGCCUGCUUAUAUGAACGAGUCUUGUUAGCCCUACAUGAUCGAGCUCCCCAGUUAAAGAUCUCUGAUGACCGGCUGACCGUGGUUGGAGAGAAGGGCUACUCCAUGGUCCGGGCCUCUCAUGGGGUACGCAAAGGGGCCUGGUACUUUGAAAUCACUGUGGAUGAGAUGCCCCCAGACACUGCUGCCAGGCUGGGCUGGUCCCAGCCCUUAGGUAACCUCCAAGCUCCCUUAGGCUAUGAUAAGUUUAGCUAUUCUUGGCGGAGCAAGAAAGGCACCAAGUUCCACCAGUCCAUUGGCAAGCACUAUUCGUCUGGCUACGGACAAGGGGACGUCCUAGGGUUCUAUAUCAACCUUCCCGAAGACACAGAGACAGCCAAGUCACUGCCGGACACCUACAAAGAUAAGGCUUUGAUAAAGUUCAAGAGUUAUUUGUAUUUUGAAGAAAAAGACUUUGUGGACAAAGCAGAGAAGAGCCUAAAACAGACCCCCCAUAGUGAGAUAAUAUUUUAUAAAAAUGGUGUCAAUCAGGGUGUGGCUUACAGAGAUAUUUUUGAAGGAGUUUACUUCCCAGCCAUCUCACUGUACAAGAGCUGCACGGUUUCCAUUAACUUUGGACCAUCCUUCAAAUACCCUCCAAAGGAUCUCACGUACCACCCUAUGAGUGACAUGGGCUGGGGCGCUGUGGUAGAACACACACUGGCUGAUGUUUUGUAUCACGUGGAGACAGAAGUGGACGGAAGACGUAGUCCACCCUGGGAACCCUAACCAGUCCUUGCUUCUGGUGACACUGUAAAAUAAUCCUGGGGGUUUUGUUUUUGUUUUUAUAAAGUGUCAAAUGUUUUCCAAGAGAUGCUGCAGUACACUUUGAUCAAGGUAAAAGGGUGGGUGGGACUGCAGCAGUGCCUGCUCUUCAGCAUCCCUGCCCCACACAACUACUUACUCUGAGUGCCAUAAAUCAGCCGCUCCCUGUAAGGCUGCUGCUGUGCCCAGACCUGCCAGGGAGGACCUGUUACUUUCCUGUGUCUGUGUGUUCCAAAGAGCGAGUAAUCAUGCUCAGACAGCUUGCUUGAGGAUGUUGGAUCCCCUGGUUUCUGGGGAGGCAAGCUUGUUUGAGUGGCUGAAAUCAAUGGCAUUCCAUUCCAGAGCAGUCUAAAGGCAGUCUUUUUGGUGUGGAGUUUGGGGAUCAUCUGGGAAGCUAGUGGGUUCUAUAAACUAUAAUUGUGAAAGGAAUAUGCCUACAGGGUUUAAAAGAUAGAUCUUUCCUCCAAUAAAACUUGUUUUCAAGCUUGUAUGGUACUUGGCUUCACUGGAAGUGAAGUUCCUGUUGACCCUGUUAGCAGUGUGAGCAGUGUGACGGGGACAACACUGGCAGGGUGGGACAGGCGCUUUUAUUGCUGUCCUCCCCGGGUCACCAGGCGCUUUCACUGCCCUGUGUACAGUGGACUCUCAGGGAGAGCAAGACUGUAGCAGGCCUCCAGUCCGUGUCUUGGAACUUGGUGCUGAUAUGUGCGGCUUGUCCUCUUGCCUGCCUUUCUAGUAGCCAGCCAGGGGUUAGGAUCAAAGAAUGAUGAGGAGCCUGCCUUACGAGGAUGCCUUAAUGACCUCCGAUUUUAAAUACAUAAGUCUGUGGCAAAUGCAAAAUCCUACACUGACCUAAAGACUUCCCUUUUUUGUGUAGCCUUUUUUGUUUGUUUGCUUUGUUUUGUUUUAACUUAAGUACUAGUGAUAUAAAGUGACUAACCAGGAGCUAGGUAGGAUGCAGAAUUAUAUUCUAAGUAUUUUGUUUUGCUAUUUAAGAAAUUUCCCAAGCCGGGCGUGGUGGCGCACGCCUUUAAUCCCAGCACUUGGGAGGCAGAGGCAGAUUUCUGAGUUUGAGGCCAGCCUGGUCUACAAAGUGAGUUCCAGGACAGCCAGGGCUACACAGAGAAACCCUGUCUCGAAAAAACCAAAAAACAACAACAACAAAAAAAAGAAAUUUCCCGGGCUGGCGAGAUGGCUCAGUGGUUAAGAGCACCAACUGCUCUUCUGAAGGUCCCGAGUUCAAAUCCCAACAACCACAUGAUGGCUCACAACCAUCCAUAACGAGAUCUGAUGCCCUCUUCUGGAGUAUCUGAGGACAGCUACAGUGUACUUACAUAUAAUAAAUAAAUCUUUAAAAGAAAGAAA